GACACUGAAAAUUCCCUCGCUAAAAUCAUCUAAUUUCAAUUAUUCAUGACAACAUUUUCUGAUGGCUUAAUAUCUCGAAACCAACAAGACAAACUCAGGUGAUUAUAGAAAUUGAUCAUCUGCCUACAUAUUGAUGAACAUAUGUGAAUAAACAUGCCAACGUAAACGUAGAACACGCCCCAACUAGAUGAUGUGGUAUUUGAUUGACGGGAAAGUUUCCACGCGGGGUUUAAGACGAUCACAUCGCCCAUGCUCAAAACAUGUAGCUAUGACAGGCGGUAAAUGGUAUAAGAGCCAGAGGUUUCUUGUAUAGAACAGUUGUACAUUUGAUUGCCGCAGCAAGUAUGGAAUCGGUAUUACUAUUAAUUGUAGCAUCAUUUGUUAUAGGAAUUGUGUCAACUGAUGAUGAACUUGUAGAUAAACGGAGGCCUGGGUGGGGUAAAAGAAGUGAUUUAGACUUUGAGUCAGAAUUACCAGAUUCCAUAAUGAACAAACGUAAACCUGGUUGGGGCAAAAGAUUUUCAUCAGACAAUGAAAUCAUCGACAAAAGAAGACCUGGAUGGGGUAAACGAAAUUUAAAUGAGAAUGUGAAAGAUUUCGUCGAGAAAAGACGGCCUGGCUGGGGCAAACGUACAGCGGACAUGUUAGAUACUCUAAAUGCUAUGGAAAUUUAUAAAAGAAAACCAGGAUGGGGAAAACGCGCCGAGAUGGAAAAACGAAAGCCCGGAUGGGGGAAGAGAACAUUUCCAAGUGAUAAAGACUAUGAAUAUUCAAGUUUACCGUCAAACAUUUAUAACGUUCUGGACAAGCGUGCCCCGGGGUGGGGCAAAAGAUCGGAAAGUGACAUUCUUGUAGAGCGUCGGAGGCCUGGGUGGGGCAAACGAGCUCCGGGAUGGGGAAAACGGUCUAGUUUAUCUACAUGCCAAGACACAGAUUCAGAGAUACAACAGCUGAUGAAUACAAUUGUAAAGUUGGAGGAACAGAGAAGAUUAUACUGUAAAGGGCAAUCAGCGAUGUCCCCAGAUUUUGGAAGCAUAGAUUGAUAGCUUUUCAAACCAUGUAACUCACGAACCUCUUAUUGAGGAGGAAAGUGAACAAGUGACUUCCGGAAGCAUAUUGAAAUUCUACAAAACCUAAAUCUGUUCAUCCUGUGAUUUCAAUGGCCAAUAUCUCAAUUGAUGUUUUAGUUAAUGAACUCCUAAUCAAUAUGCCGCACUUAUGAAUCUUCUGCGUAAAUUUCUCCAGAAUUUAUAUACAUGUAUAUUUCUUCAACAAUGUGCAUCUGAUGGUAAAUGGUGGAUAUUGCCUGGAAUAAAAGAUAUCAUAGUA
This is a messenger RNA of Ostrea edulis (European flat oyster), 1329 nucleotides long. RefSeq names its product APGW-amide-related neuropeptide-like. The record is from RefSeq and is a predicted model, not a curated record. Lineage: Eukaryota; Metazoa; Mollusca; Bivalvia; Ostreida; Ostreidae. The transcript has 3 exons. Bases 345 to 1043 code for a protein of 232 amino acids.